AUGGAGUUUGUCACCGGCUACCGGGCCGAGAUCCUGGACUUUGCCGAGCUGCUUUUCAGCUGGUACCGGCGCUUCCUGCUGGAUUCUGCCUGCCGGCGAGGCAGCGAACGCCGCAAGCGCCAGGAGGGCUCCAUCCGGCGCCUGCCUCCAGAUCCAGCCCUCUGGGUGCUGCACGCCUUGCCCAACCGGGCGCUGGCCUUCACCGUGGCCGACCCCGGGCAGCAGGUGGCCGGCCGCUUCUACAGCGAGGAGGCCCUGGCCCUGGGGGACCUGGAGCGCUUCAUCACCUUUGUGGGCGCUGGCGAGGAAGACGACGAGGAGGCCGCACCUGAGACAGGCCAGCCCCUCUGGCGCGUGGACCACCUCCUGCUGGUGACGGACGAGCACGGCAGCAUCCUGGGCUUUGACUUCCAGCUGGGGGGGUCCUCCGCAGGGGCCACGGGGGCCGAGCAGCCCCUGGAGCCCCGCGCCGUCGCCCUCCUGUGCCACAGCAUGAUCUGCCCUCUCGGCACAGGGGAGCCGCGUAGGCCCAAGCUGCUCACCGUGGGAGACGCGGCCUUGCACAAGUCCCUGGAGCCGCUGCUCUCGAGGCUGGGGGUGAAGAUGAGCAAGGGCCCAAUGCGCGGCUGGGGCCCCAAGCCAGCCUUCACCUUCCCCACCACCCGCGUGAGGGCCUGCCACGUCUGCAAGCGGCACAGCUUCGAGGGACAAAUCACGGCGUGCCAGCACUGUAGGGCUGUCCUGUACUGCUCCGAGCGCUGCCACAAGCUGGACUGGAACCGCAGCCCCGAGGACAUCGGGCACCAGUUCUGGUGCCAGCGCAUGGCUGGGUACAUGAGUCGCACCCGGGAGCUGGCCAACCUGCCCUUCACCUUCACAGCAGAGGUGACCAGCGAGAACUUCAACAAAGAGGGCUUCCUCUGUGCCAGGGGUCUGACCCGCGGCUACUGGGCCGGAGAGAGCAUGCUGCUUCCAGGCCCAGGAGCAAAGCUGCCUGGACUGGCAGUCGAAACUCACUUCUGGAACCCUUUUGAGGCGCUGCGGCCGGAAGGAGGGACAGCUCUUCCGCCAGCCCCCCCAGAGCCUCCCACACCCCGGACAUUCUUUGGGUCCUGGAAGGAGUAUUACCAGUGGCGGGGGCUGCCCCUCGGAGCCCCUCUGGCCGUCCUCCUGAGCUACCCCCUCACUGCCUACUACAUCAUCACCCAACUGGCCCCUCAGCACUUUCCCGAGCUGAACAUCCUGAACAAGCAGUCUCUCAAGAUCCACGUGGUAGAGGCAGGCAAAGAAUUUGGGGUUCUGAUGGUCUUCUGGGAGUUGUCGGUGCUGCUGCCCCAUGUCUCUCUGGAGCUUCUGUUUGUGGGGGACGCCCUGCCCCCCCAAUUGGACGGCCAGCAGUUUCUCCUUCAGAGGGAUACUGUUGAAUUAUCUGUUCUAUGUCAACAAGGGGUCUCUGUCCGGCCUGGCCUGGCCCCCAGAUGCAAAGGGGGGCGGCGUGAACUUCAGUUUGGGUUCAGUGCCCGCCCCUACCACCUCUUGCAGGCGCCCAAACCGGACCUGGUCAUUGGGUUCAACUCUGGUUUUGCCCUCAAGGAGACUUGGCGGAGUUCUCUGCCGCGACUUCAGUCCCUUCGGGUGCCGGCCUACUUCACCGAAUGCAGUGAGUACAGCUGUGCUGUGGAUGAGGCUGCUGUCUCCAUGGCGACGGGGGGCAGCGCCAGCCCUCCCCAGAUCAACCCUUUCCGGUCGCCUUUCCGCCAGGCUGGAAUCGACAACGCCAUGCCCUGGUACUCCAACGCCUUCAUCUUCCACCUGAUCUACAAGGCAUCCUCAGCCAGCAACCACCGGCAGACCCCUGCCCCUCUGCCCCAGGCCCUGCCACCCAGCGGGAACGCAGACCCCCCCGAGGCAGCCCGGAGCAGGCGCAAGGAGAAGAGGCAGAUCCGGGCGGCAGGGCGGCGGCGCAAGUGA
Molecule: messenger RNA, 1971 nt
Organism: Zootoca vivipara (common lizard)
Lineage: Eukaryota; Metazoa; Chordata; Lepidosauria; Squamata; Lacertidae
Source: RefSeq, a predicted model, not a curated record